Messenger RNA from Coniosporium apollinis CBS 100218, 1512 nucleotides. RefSeq names its product nicotinate phosphoribosyltransferase. NCBI's taxonomy places the organism in Eukaryota, Fungi, Ascomycota, Dothideomycetes. Gene Ontology annotation, molecular function: nicotinate phosphoribosyltransferase activity. Gene Ontology annotation, biological process: NAD+ biosynthetic process. The coding region runs from base 1 to 1512 and encodes 503 amino acids. The record is from RefSeq and is a predicted model, not a curated record. The transcript has 2 exons.
AUGGCUCAGCCGGACGGCACGGAUGGCGUUCUGCCCGAAGGCAUUUCCUCGCUGCUCGACACCGAUCUCUACAAGCUCACGAUGCAAUGCUGCGUUCUGAAAUACUUCCCCGAUGUCCAUGUCACGUACAACUACACAAAUCGCACGCCACACAUGAAACUCAAUCGCGCUGCAUACCGUUGGCUGCAGACGCAAACAGACAAGCUCGCGAGGAUUUCCCUGUCUGAGGAUGAGUUGCAGUACCUUCGGAAGAACCUCACGUUCUUGAACGAGCCGUACCUGCGUUACAUGUCCACCUUCCGCUUGGAUCCACAGAAGCAAGUCAAGCUGUCAUUCACGCCAGAACAGGAUACGGGCGGUGACGAAGACGUCGGUGAUAUACAACUUCAUACCGAAGGACUUUGGGUGGAGACGAUCCUCUACGAGAUUCCAUUGCUUGCCCUUGUGAGCGAAGCCUACUUCAAGUUCAUCGACAAGGAUUGGGACCACGCUGGCCAGAUCGAUAAGGCAAAGGACAAAGGCACGAAGUUGCUGCAAGCUGGGUGUAUCUUCUCUGAAUUUGGCAGCAGGCGCCGAAGGGACUAUCACACGCAAGACCUCGUGCUUCAUGGUCUCCGCCAGGCGCAAGACGACGGCGAGCAUGGAGGCUGGCCGGGAAAACUGAGCGGAACCAGCAACGUCCACUUUGCAAUGAGGCACGGUCUUCCGCCUGUGGGGACAGUAGCGCACGAGUGGUUCAUGGGUGUUGCAGCGAUAACCAACGACUACGAAAACGCCAGUGAAACUGCGCUGCGUUACUGGGUCGGCACGUUUGGCCAAGGCGUCCUCGGUAUCGCAUUGACAGACACGUACGGCACGCCCGCGUUCCUCCGCGCCUUCAAAAAGCCUAUCCCCUCUUACACAACCGCCGAACCUGGCGCCGCAGCCACCAACCCCUCCGCCGCCGCCGGCUCGACCAUCUCGUCCGUCGAUACCCUCAGCGAGACGAAGCCACCACUGCACGCGCCCAUCUCGAAGCCGAAUCCCAGAGAAACUUCGGUCCCCACAUAUGCCCAAGUGUUCACCGGCGUCCGCCAGGAUUCCGGCGACCCAGAAGGCUUCAUCAAAAUGAUGCGCUCCUUCUACGACGCCGAGGGAAUCACGGACAAAAAAACGAUCGUCUUUUCCGACUCCCUCAACAUCGACCUCUGCCUCAAAUACAAAGCCGCGGCCGAGGCGCAAGGUUUCCAGCCAACCUUCGGCGUGGGCACCUUCCUGACCAACGACUUCACGAGACUGAGUACGGGGGAGAAAAGCGUCCCGCUAAAUAUUGUGAUCAAGAUUGCGAGUGUAGAUGGCAGGCCGGCGGUCAAGAUUAGCGACAAUAUCGGAAAAAACACGGGAGACAAGGAGACGGUGGAGGAGGUGAAGAGAAGGCUGGGGUAUCAGGAGAAGGAAUGGGCCGAGGGUGAUGAGAAAGCGAGAUGGGGGAAGGAAGGGGAGAAGGCGUCGGAUGCGACGAGUCUAAAGUGA